Molecule: messenger RNA, 417 nt
Organism: Suillus fuscotomentosus
Lineage: Eukaryota; Fungi; Basidiomycota; Agaricomycetes; Boletales; Suillaceae
Exons: 2
Biological process (GO): nuclear membrane fusion involved in karyogamy; karyogamy involved in conjugation with cellular fusion
Cellular component (GO): endoplasmic reticulum membrane
Source: RefSeq, a predicted model, not a curated record
GCAUUCGAUGGAUAUCUGCGUAAAGAUGAUUGCUUCCAAGACGCCGCAAGGCAUGCACAAAGUCGUUGCGAGGUAUCCCACAUGAGCGAGGAUGAACACAUACAAGUCGCUAUCAGGCUCACCCUUUGUGAACUUGCUACAGCUCGCCACCAUACGCCACCUCUCGAAUGUUCUCCAUUUAGCAACAAUGUCGGAUCACACAUUCCACACCAUGCAGUAGGUGAACGCUCAUUGAUACAUAGCGCACUUUCUUGGAGCGCUCAAUCUUGGUCUAGCUACUCUGGGUACCUGCGAGAAAUCCGUGAGGCUGGGUCAUUUCUUGGCUGUUCUGCUAAUAGUUGGGAUCAGCCCAACUGUGCUUCGCGUUUCGUCGAUGGAUGGAAAUUGGUGCGUUCCAGCAUAGAUGGUAGCUGUUGA